Messenger RNA from Schistocerca americana (American grasshopper), 831 nucleotides. Its product is annotated as adenylate kinase 9-like. Gene Ontology annotation, cellular component: cytoplasm; nucleus. Gene Ontology annotation, molecular function: ATP binding; UMP kinase activity. Bases 1 to 831 code for a protein of 276 amino acids. The transcript is spliced from 8 exons. Gene Ontology annotation, biological process: CDP biosynthetic process; UDP biosynthetic process. The record is from RefSeq and is a predicted model, not a curated record. NCBI's taxonomy places the organism in Eukaryota, Metazoa, Arthropoda, Insecta, Orthoptera, Acrididae.
AUGAAUGAUGAUGUCAUUACAAUUGCACUUCUAUUAAGAACACUGUACUUUUCACCCAUUACAAAAAUGAUUAUCUUUCUGAGAACUAGCAAAGAAAACUGUGAUUUGUUUAUGAAAGACCCAAUGAAGUACAUAAACCAAGAAAGCUAUAUUCCAAACUUACCUAUAAAAUUGGCAAUUAUAGGACCUCCAAAAUCUGGAAAAUCAAAGUUGGCUGAAGAAUUGUCAAGGGAGUUUGGUGUGAAAGUUGUUACACCUGGACAGUCACUGAGAUACACUUUGGAAGAGAUACCUGCAUCAUCAUUAUCAAUUGCCAUAGAAGAGAAACUUCGAUCUGGAGCUCAUGUUCCUUCUUACCUUCUAGUUCCAAGUAUUGAAGUAGCAACAAUGGUUCCAAGGGGUGCAACACAAGGUUUUGUGUUGGAUGGUUUCCCAAAUACAGAAGAAGAGUCACAACUUUUAGAAAAUUUAGGAAUAAUACCAUACAUAUUUAUUAUACUUCAGUACAGUAGCAGGACAAGUGAAAAGAACUUGAAGAAACUCAGUGCCAACUUAUACAGAGAGGCUCCCAUUUACUCUGCUGAACUGCUGCAUUAUAAAUACAACUCAUGGAAAGAGGCCAUAACUAAGAAUCUUGCACGACUUGGUUUUGAGAACAAAAAUUUGCUAUUCAUUACCGAAGAUAAUUCAAAAUGGAAAUCGUAUCAAGACAUAAAAAAGAAAAUAUUUGUCGUAAUGAAUAGUUACAAUAAGUAUUUCCAAGGAAUAGGCAAAGGUCAUUCACAAAGUGAAAUAAACUUAGUGUUAAACAAUAAUAUUGCACUUUAUUAG